UAUACGGCCUUGGGCGCAGGGGGAAAUUACCGAUUUACAAAUUUUUCCUGUGUUGUUUUUCGCUCAUUUAUGCAGAAUAAGUGACUAAGUAGCAUCUUCCGGAAUUAAAAAGGGACCGAAUAUUUCUUGUUUUAUGUUAUCUCUUGCUGCUCGACCGGCGCUGACCUUGAGAGUUUGUAUACGGACAGCGGCUAUCGCUUCAUUCAAGCCACAGCUCUCGACGAUGGCGGGUGGAAAGCGUGUUACGGUGGUGGGCUCCGGCAACUGGGGCUCAGCCAUUGCCAAAAUUAUAGGAAGCAAUGUGACGAAAUUCGACCAGUUUCAAGAUGAGGUCAAGAUGUGGGUUUUCGAGGAGAUGGUUGAGGGUAAGAAGCUCACUGAAAUCAUCAAUACAACCCAUGUGAACGUCAAGUAUCUUCCAGACCACAAGCUGCCAGAAAAUGUUGUUGCCGUUCCUGACCUGGUUGAAGCAGCGAAGGAUGCUGACAUUCUGGUGUUUGUUGUGCCACAUCAGUUCCUGCACAGAACACUGAAAACUCUGGAGGGAAAAGUGAAGCCAGAUGUAAUUGGAUUGUCGUUGAUCAAGGGAUUCCACUUGAAACCAGAGGGUGGAAUAGAGCUCCUGUCUCAUAUCAUUGAGGACAUUUUGAAAAUCAAGUGUAGUGUGCUCAUGGGUGCCAAUCUUGCUCCUGAAGUUGCUGCCGAGAAGUUCUGUGAGACAACCAUUGGCUGCCGAAGCCCUGGCAAUGAACAAAUGCUCAAGGACCUGAUCCAAACCAGCUACUUCCGUGUCAUGGUGGUGUCUGAUGCCAAUGCUGUUGAGCUCUGUGGUGCCCUGAAGAACAUUGUGGCCUGUGGUGCUGGCUUUGUGGAUGGCCUCGGUUAUGGUAACAACACCAAGGCGGCAGUGAUCCGGCUGGGACUGAUGGAGAUGAUCAAGUUUGCCGAAGUGUUCUACCCCGGCUCUCUGCUAGCCACGUUCUUUGAGAGCUGUGGCGUUGCUGACCUGACCACCACCUGCUAUGGUGGCAGGAACCGCCGAAUCUCUGAGGCCUUUGUGAAGACAGGGAAGACAAUCGAGGUUCUGGAGAAGGAGAUGCUGAACGGCCAGUGCGCCCAGGGCCCGGAGACGGCCCGGGAGGUCUACGUCAUGUUGGAGAGGGAGAAGAGCCUGGAGAAGUUCCCGCUGUUCGUGGCCAUCCACAGAAUAUGCAUCGGCGAGCUGCCGCCGACCGGGAUGAUCGACUGCAUCAGGGAGCACCCCGAGCACCUGAUUUAUUCCUGGACCAUCUCGGACAAAAGGUCCCCCGCUGCCGCUGGAGAGGACACUAGCUCGUCUAUCAGAGAGCAGAGAACUCAACUCUAGACUCAGUCGCCACAGUCACCGUCACACGGACUGGGAACG
Messenger RNA from Amphibalanus amphitrite, 1405 nucleotides. RefSeq names its product glycerol-3-phosphate dehydrogenase [NAD(+)], cytoplasmic-like. Bases 134 to 1366 code for a protein of 410 amino acids. Gene Ontology annotation, molecular function: protein homodimerization activity; NAD binding; glycerol-3-phosphate dehydrogenase [NAD(P)+] activity. The transcript is spliced from 3 exons. Gene Ontology annotation, biological process: carbohydrate metabolic process; glycerol-3-phosphate catabolic process. NCBI's taxonomy places the organism in Eukaryota, Metazoa, Arthropoda, Thecostraca, Balanomorpha, Balanidae. Gene Ontology annotation, cellular component: glycerol-3-phosphate dehydrogenase (FAD) complex; cytosol. The record is from RefSeq and is a predicted model, not a curated record.